AUGUCAGAUACCAAUGCUACCCACUGCGACUUUGCCGCGAUUAUGUCUAUUGACAAGGCCCCGGCUGUGACACAGGCUGUUUCUCUUUUACAAUUUACUAUGUUCUCUGAUGGCCCGGAGUAUACAUUCCUCGGGGACUUGGUGAUCCCGGAGGAGAUGUCAUACACGGUGACCUACUAUAAUGAGUUCGGGUUACCCUAUGUCCCCCAGCAAGUGGUUAUAGUCGACGGCCAACUUAGCGCUCAAGAAAAUGCUGCUGGGUUUCCUACCUUGCAAGUCCGUGCUGAUAUAAUGGCACCAUUCCCGGGAAGCGUUGAGUCAGAUACAUACCUAGAUACUCUGCCUCCUGCCUACAAUCCGCGCCUGUCAGUAGUGGGUAUGGUAGUGGGCCAUCACACUGACUCUGCUGGCCAGCGUAUGUUUAUUCUGAAGGUAAUGUCCUAUGCGGGCCGUGAAAAUGGGACAUCAAUCUAUAAUACCUUCCAUAUUGCCUGUGCUAUUCCCGGAACUCCGCGCUGGGCUCGCACUCGCCUUCCUACUGUUGGGCGCUUUAUCCAGGUAUCGUGUCGUUUUAUAGGCUUUUAUCCCUGGGAGGAUCGCCAUAUUAUCUGUGGAAGUCUUCUAAAUAUUUCAUAUCUUCCGUCAUCCCGGGAUACUGCCCCAGCUGCUACUGCCCCAUCUACCCCAAACGGCCGUCGACGUCUCCGUGUGAUGGGGGGAAGUGGUUUACAGAACUCCCCUUCCCGGCGCGUCCAGCUUAAUCUUUCUACCCCUGUAUCUUCUCAAGCAAGUGAUUCAGCGGAUAUUCCUAUUAUAGACACUUUGGCACCAUCUUCAGCUCCCACAAGCUCAGGAACUGCAGCUUCCACAUCCAUAUCCUCCACCCCUGUAUCAUCUACAGGUCCAUCUUCUAUCGCGAUAGGCAAGCGACCUGCUGAAAAUCCCCUAUCUGAUGGUAAGCAUAAGAGGAAGAAGAACAAGAAGAAUACCAAUGUCUUUACUCCUAAGAGUGACCGUGCAUCCUCGCCUGACUGGCCUUCUCAACUCCAAGACAACGAUGAUCUCUGA
Molecule: messenger RNA, 1068 nt
Organism: Aspergillus alliaceus
Lineage: Eukaryota; Fungi; Ascomycota; Eurotiomycetes; Eurotiales; Aspergillaceae
Exons: 3
Coding region: 1-1068 (355 amino acids)
Source: RefSeq, a predicted model, not a curated record